CCUGGCUGCCGUCCUGAGGACGCUGCCCAUGUUCCAUGAUGAGGAGCACGCCUGGGCCCGCGGCCUCCCUGAGGACACCCUGGUGCUGCCGUGAGUGUGGGCUCCUCUGGGGGUCCCGGGCAGCCCUGGGGGCGGUGGGGGGAGCAGAUCCUGAGCUGGACAGUGCCAGCUGGGCCGUGCGGCCGCCUCCAGGCUCCAAUUCCUCAGCGCUCCCGUGAGCCACAUGCAGGAGCCUGUCUCUAACAAGUCACCUCCGCGGGACUUUAGGGCUGGCCAGCGGCCGGCUUCCACCGGAGCCCGAGCCUCGCUUGCCACCAGGAGGAAGGCAGGGCCCGCGGCUGCACCUGUGCCUGCUCCCACCUCCCUCCCGGCCUCCUCCUGCGCCCCCCUAAGCCUGGGCUGGUUCAGCACGAUGAGGGGCCCCUGUCUAGGGACUGUGCCCAUCAGCAGCAGCUGUGCUGGCCCAGGUGGCCCCCGCCUCCAGCGUGGAGGUCCCUCCACUUCUCAGCUCUAGGCCAGCUCCAUGGUGCCCUGGUGGAUGGCGGCUGCCCUCCCUGCAAGCCAGCCUCCUUCCAGCAUCUUCUCUCGGCUCGUCACGGGCGGUCCCAGCCUCCCUUUCCAAGCGGCUGGGACGGGGACACUGCUCGGGAGCAGCUCCUCCUGGCCCAUCUCCCCCACGCUCUUGGGGACCACAGCCCCUGGCCCUGGGGACUCCAGGUGGAAAGGAGGCUGGGCCCUGUGCUCUGAAUGCUGGGAACUAGCCCAUGUGCCGCCACCGGCGCACGUUCGCAGCCGCGCCAGCCCCGACCAGAGGGUCUUCUACACAGUGCUGGAGUGCCAGCCCCUCUUCGACUCCAGCGACAUGACCAUCACCGAGUGGGUUCAGAUUGCCCAGACCAUAGAGAGACACUACGAGCAGUACCACGGCUUCGUGGUCAUCCACGGCACAGACACCAUGGCCUUCGCUGCCUCAGCGCUGUCCUUCUUGCUGGAGAACCUGCAGAAGACCGUUGUCCUCACCGGGGCCCAGGUGCCCAUCCACGCCCUGUGGAGCGACGGCCGCGAGAACCUGCUGGGGGCGCUGCUCAUGGCCGGCCAGUACGUGAUCCCCGAGGUCUGUGUGUUCUUCCAGAAUCAGCUGUUUCGGGGCAACCGGACCACCAAGGUGGAUGCCCGGAGGUUUGCGGCCUUCUGCUCCCCCAACCUGCCCCCUCUGGCCACUGUGGGCGCCGAUGUCACCAUCAACAGGGAACUGGUACGCAAAGUCGGCAGGAAGGCACGGCUGGUGGUGCACGACAGCAUGGAGCGGGACGUGGGCCUGCUGCGCCUCUACCCCGGCAUCCCUGCCUCCCUGGUUCGAGCCUUUCUGCAGCCCCCCAUGAAGGGGCUCGUCAUGGAGACCUUCGGCUCGGGGAACGGGCCCACCAAGCCGGACCUGCUGCGGGAGCUGAGGGCGGCGGCUGAGCGCGGCCUGGUCAUCGUCAACUGCACCCACUGCCUUCAGGGGACAGUGACCUCGGGCUACGCAACUGGCAUGGCCAUGGCAGGGGCCGGCAUCGUCUCAGGCCUCGACAUGACAUCGGAGGCUGCCCUGGCCAAGCUGUCGUAUGUGCUGGGCCAGCCGGGGCUGAGCCUGGACGACAGGAAAGAGCUGCUGGCCAAAGACCUCCGAGGGGAGAUGACGCUGCCCACAGCUGACGCGUGCCGGCCCUCGCUGCUGGGCAGUACUUGGGGCAGAGGGGUCGCCUGGCUCCUCAGUCUGAGUGGCAGCCAGGAGGCAGAUGCCGUGCGGGAUGCCCUGACGCCCAGCCUGGCCUGCGCUGCAGCCCAUGCCGGCGACCUGGAGGCUCUGCAGGUGCUUGUGGAGCUGGGCAGUGACCUGAGCCUGGAGGACUUCCGCGGUCAAACCCCGCUGCAUACGGCUGCCCGGGGGGGCCAUGCCAGGGUGGUCAGCAUGUUGCUGCAGAGAGGGGUGGACGUGAAUGCCCGUGACAAGGACGGCCUCAGCCCGCUGCUGCUGGCCAUUCGGGGCAGGCACCAGGGUGUCAUUGGCCUGCUGCGGGCGGCCGGGGCCUGCCUGUCCACCCAGGAGCUGGAGGACUCAGGGACGGAGCUGUGCAGGCUGGCGUCGCGGGCGGACGGUGACGGCUUGUGGGCAUGGUGGCAGGCAGGGGCGGACCUGCGGCAGCCGGGCUACGACGGGCGCAGUGCCCUGCAUGUCGCAGAAGCAGCUGGGAACCUGGAAGUGGUGGCCUUUCUACAGAGCCUUGCAGGGGGUCACUGCUGAGGCCCCAGGCCCAGUGAGCCCCCGCCCUGCCCCCAGGAGGCGGCCCUGUGCGGGACCAGACGUGAGCAUCGCAGGGCCCACACGCUCCAGAGGCUUCCACGGCUCACCCUGCCCACCCGCCCCGGUGGGCCCGGGGUUGGGUGCUUCCACCUGCCUCCCAGGCUGGGCUCCCAGGCCCGGCCCCCGGCUCCUUCCCACACUGGAGGGCGCCCGGCUUUCCUGUCUGCCCGGCCUUCAUACACCACCUGCACCUCACUUGUUCUCAGGAAGGAGGUCUCGGGAGACCUCACGGUUUCAGGAAGUGCUGCCUGGGGUCUAACCUGAAGCUAUCCUGCUGCAGCACAAGCCAUUCCUUUUCUUCCUGUUGUGACCUGCUAGGGGAAUCUCGGGCACCUGCCCUGCUGGCUCUUGGACUGGGAGGUGCCCCACUGCUGGGGCUGCUUCCCACCUGUUUUCAUGACAAAACCUAAAGGUCUGUGUUGGGCAGCGUGGCAAUAAAGUCGUUCUGGGGACUGCUGGCUCCUCAGGU
Lemur catta (Ring-tailed lemur) is the source of this 2816-nucleotide messenger RNA. RefSeq names its product asparaginase (gene ASPG). The transcript is spliced from 15 exons. The record is from RefSeq and is a predicted model, not a curated record. Bases 524 to 2287 code for a protein of 587 amino acids. Gene Ontology annotation, molecular function: protein binding; asparaginase activity. Gene Ontology annotation, biological process: amino acid metabolic process. Lineage: Eukaryota; Metazoa; Chordata; Mammalia; Primates; Lemuridae.